Messenger RNA from Carassius auratus (goldfish), 1948 nucleotides. RefSeq names its product uronyl 2-sulfotransferase-like. Lineage: Eukaryota; Metazoa; Chordata; Actinopteri; Cypriniformes; Cyprinidae. Gene Ontology annotation, cellular component: membrane. Gene Ontology annotation, molecular function: sulfotransferase activity. The coding region runs from base 189 to 977 and encodes 262 amino acids. The transcript has 6 exons. The record is from RefSeq and is a predicted model, not a curated record.
UAUUUCUAUGUCUGUGUGUCUAGGAGCUGCCAUUCCCAAGUCAGGUGAUCUACAACAGGGUUGGCAAGUGUGGAAGUCGAACGGUCGUCCUGCUGCUGAGGAUUCUGGCAGAAAAGCAUCAGUUUAACCUGGUUUCCUCUGACAUCCAUAACAAAACAAGACUCACAAAGCAUGAGCAGGUGGAUUUGAUGAGAAAUAUUAGCACUAUUCCGCAGCCUUUUCUGUACACCAGACAUGUUCACUUUCUCAAUUUCACAAGAUUUAGGAUAGAACAGCCUGUCUACAUAAACAUCAUCAGGGAUCCCAUUAACCGUUUCCUCUCCAAUUACUUUUUUCGUCGUUUUGGGGACUGGAGAGGAGAGCAGAAUCACUUGAUCCGCACACCCCAGAUGAAAGAUGACGAGAGAUAUCUGGACAUUAAUGUUUGCAUCAUGGAGAACUACCCAGAGUGCUCUAACCCGCGUCUCUUCUACAUCGUUCCAUACUUUUGUGGACAACACCCUCAGUGCAGGGAGCCAGGUGUUUGGGCUGUGGAGAGGGCCAAACAAAACGUUAUAGAGAACUUCCUACUGGUGGGAAUUCUGGAAGAGUUGGAGGACGUGUUGCUCCUUCUGGAGAGACUCCUACCUCACUACUUCAGUGAUGUCCUAAACAUCUACAAGAGUCCAGAAUUUUGGAAGAUGGGGAACCUUACAGGCACAGUAAAGAAGCACAUGCCCACUUUAGAGGCCCUGCAGGUGCUUUACCAAAGGAUGAAGUAUGAGUAUGACUUUUACAACUUCAUUCGUGACCAGUUCCAUCUCACCAAGAAGAAGAUCGGCCUCAAAUCCACCUCCCAGAACUCUGUUCAUGAGCCUGACUUUCUCCGUGAGCUUGCCCUCAGGACCCAUGAGCCUUUGGAGGAGGAGGAGGAAGAGGACGAAGAAGAGGAGGACGUGGGGCAAGAGGAUGCCAACAUCUGGUUUGUUCAGCCCUGAGUAGUAGGCAUGGCAGAUAUCUCAUAAGCUUGAUGUCUAUGUCCAGUCAGGAGGUAGAGUCAAAGUCCCAGGUUAAAAUUUGGUGUGUAACACCUGUUUUAAACGGGAUGGCCCUUCAAGACACUCUCAAGAGGAGAAGGGGGUCACAGAAGCGUCUGAAGAAUUAUUGGAGGCGAGUGAGGAUCACAACAAAGUGCCAAGGAUUACUCCAUUAAGCCCACCAUAAACAGCUCAAACACACUAAUCAGAUCCCAUCAUCUCAUCCUCACUCGCGUCCUCCUCUGGUUCCAAAAACCUGCUGCAACUCUGUGCCAGAAUUUCAGUGCUCAUCUUUUUGAAAGGAUCAUUUUAUAUUGUACAUGUAAGGUGUUGUACAAUGAAUCAAAAACGUUUGAAUGCAUGGUAGAUGUCCCAUGCAGCACACUGUUCAUCUAAAAUGUUUGAUGCGUAUGUUAAACAUUUUCUCGCUUUGUCAGUGUGUCAUCUGUUGUGUUCAGUCAUUGCGUAAAAUUGGGCCCUUGAGUUCCAAUUUGGUACACAAUGUGCUAAGAACACUUAAAAGUAAUAGUUCACACGAAAAUGUAAAUUGUAAUGAUGUUUUUGUUAGCAGCAAUACAAUUUUAUCCCAUCCUUAAUUGUUUUAAAUUGUAUAGUAUAAAACUACUGGGAUAUCAAACGAUACCUUGCUAGUUAAAGGUAAGCUAUUCAAAGUUCACCAGUGCUUGACUGUGACAAUGUUUUAUACCAUACUCAUCUGUCAAUGCCUAAUAGUUUGGGCAGGAUCACAAGCUAAAACAAGAAGACAGUAAUAUUAAACUAAAUGAAUUAUUUUGGAGGUAAAAUUAAUAUACUCAUGAUCAAUAAAACUGUCACACAUAUUGAAAAACAAGGGAAAACACACGGAAAAACAACUGACUGCAGGACAAAAUAUUCUUGAAUGUGAAAGCAUGAAUUUGUACAUUUCAUUUUAA